UGCGCACUUACUCCAUACUCCAUUCGUGAGGGGUUCACCCAGUGGUUUUAAUCCUCGCAGUUGACAAGACGGACGUGAGAACAGUGUACAAAAGUCAGGUAGUUUUAUGACGACGUGAUCUACGGUGUUGACAACGGCAGUUGACAACCCCCUGACUGCGUUCAAGAUGAGUUACGUGUUUACCCUGUCAUCGAAUUUUGCGAGUAAAACUGUGCUCGUAUGUCACGCUGCAUGCAAAGAAACUUCACGGGUUUUCUCGCGCUGUGUAGGGUUCUAAUCUUGAGAUACCCGAUUGCACUCGCAGGGCCAAUCGAAUAAAGUUCCUCGAAAACUAGCUACAAUGAAUACUUCAGCAUGUCAAACCACGGUCGCCCAGAAAGUCCCUUUCGGUGACCUCUGCAAACUCUGCGACAAGAUAUCCGGAAAGCAGGACAGGGUCGAGAAGCGGAAACUGCUGGAGAAGUUCAUCACGUACUGGCGCGAGUUUCACGACAAACUUCACGCCGCGAACGGAGUUCUGGCAGCGACCGAUGAUUCCUUCUUCCCGGCAAUGCGGCUUCUCCUGCCGCACCUGGACAGAGAUCGACCGGCGUAUGGAAUCAAAGAAGCCACUCUGGCCAAACUGUACAUCGAAGUGCUCGCACUCGGCAAAGACAGUCCCGAUGCUCAAAAGUUGCUGCGCUACAGAACGCCGCAUGUGGCCAAAGCGGAAGCCGGAGAUUUCGCUAGCGUCGCGUAUCUAGUGCUGCGAAAUCGCUGCCCCACGAAAGGGUCGCUAACCGUCGCCGAAGUCAAUGAGCUCUUGGACGAACUGUCUGACGCGCAUGCGCACGGAGGCGCAGAAGGUAGUCGGCGGACGAGAGAAGCGCUAUGCACGCUGCUGCGCCGAACUUCUGCUGCCGAACAAAAGUGGCUGGUGAGAAUGGUUCUGAAGGAGAUGAAAAUGGGCAUGAGCGAAGGGAGUAUCUUGUCCUGCUAUCAUCCGGAUGCGCAGGACGUUUUCGACAACAGCAGCAGCCUCACGAAAGUCUGUCGAGAACUGAAAGACCCGAAAGUUCGCCAGCACGUCGUUCAGGUCUCGUUGUUCCACGCCGUGCGACCAAUGUUGGCCGAGCGGGCAGAGCCUCGCUCGGUUGAGCGUCUCUUGAAUCACGAGCCCUUCUUUGCCGAGACCAAGUUUGACGGUGAGCGGCUGCAGGUGCACAAGGAUGGUUCUGAGUUCAGGUACUUCACACGACGCAGCCAUGACUAUAGUUCUGGUUUCGGAGCCACUGCUGAUGAGGGAUCUUUGACACAGUACAUAGCCAAAUCUUUCCAAAGCCAUGUCAAGAGUUGUAUCUUAGAUGGAGAGGUGAUAGGAUAUGACCCCAGGAGUGAUCGUCUCGUUUCAAAAGGUUCGCAUGUAGAUGUAAAAAGUUUAACUGAGAAUUCCUCGUUACAACCUUGCUUCGUUGCCUUUGACAUACUCCUCUUGAACGGACAGGUAGUCACCAACAAGCCUCUUCAAGAGAGAGUUGUACUUCUUGAUCAGGCUUUAGUGGAGGUUCCUGGCAGAAUACUGAUCUCUAGAAGGCAAAAUGGUUCAACACGGGAAGACGCUGUUCGCCUUCUGAACCGAGCAAUCGAAGACCAAGAAGAAGGCAUAGUUUUAAAGAGGCUUUCUUCAGUCUACAAACCUAAUGCUAGGAAAGCUGGCUGGCUGAAACUCAAGCCAGAAUAUGUGGACAACUUGGUUUCAGAUCUGGACAUGCUUAUUCUCGGUGGUUAUUUUGGAGAAGGACGCCGCAGUGGUGUUGUGUCGCACUUUCUUUUGGGAGUUACAAGUGGGGAUCAGGACGACGAUGGUAUGCCACGCACUUUCUGGUCGGUCGCAAAGGUGGGCUCGGGGUACAGCUUGCAAGAACUGGACGACCUACUUGCCAAACUGACGUCGAAAUGGAAAGUCUAUAACCCCAAAAAGCCUCCAGAAAAGUUGGUGCUUGCCCCAGGCCACAAAGAAAAACCAGACUUGUACCUCGAGCCUUCGGACUCUGUGGUGCUUCAGAUCAAAGCCUCGGAACUCGUUCGCAGUAGCCAGUUCAGGACGGGCAUAACAUUACGAUUUCCUCGUGUAGUUGCCAUCCGCCAUGAUAAGCCUUGGCAGGAUGUGCUGUCAUAUUCAGAGCUUUGUGAACUAGAGAAGGCAGCAGGUGGAAAAUUGGCCACUGCUACGCUCGGGCAUGACGAGGAUGACGGUGGAUCUCCAGCAAAAAAGAGGCGUGUCGGAACUAGUGUAAAGGCAUCUUUAGGUACACACUUUCAGCCUGCCAAUUUGUCUGGUGCUGUAAAGAAGCGCAAUAUUCUUCGGGGAAAAGAGCUGUGCAUCUUGACUGGCUGUGGAGAUCUCACCAAGCAGGAGCUAGAAGUCAAGGUUGCUGAAUUAGGAGGCUCUGUUGUCCAAAAUCCCAGCAAGGAAACAUUUUGUGUUGUUGCAGAGAAGCUAAACUUCAGAGCACGUAGUUAUGUCAAAUCAAGGAAAUGGGAUGUCGUUAAGGCAGACAAGUUUCUCACACUUCUCGAGUCUGCCGAGCUUCGGCCAUGGGAGCCAGCGGACCUGUGGUGCGCCAGCACCGAAACUGAGAACCGACUGAAGGAUUUGUUUGAUGAAUAUGGCGACAGCUACACGGUUCCUGUGACAGCAAGUUCUUUGCGCAAGAUAUUUGCAGCCAUUCCCAAAGAGGCAUGUAAGGAAGUUGAUGACUUACCGGGGUUCAUUUUUAAGUUCGAGCAGGAGAAUUUUGCCUCUCGGCCGCAGUGGGGCUUAUUCAGAAACUGCACAUUGAGGCUGAGCGAGGAAAGUGAACUAAAUAGGUUGAUUAUUAGAUUGCAUGGUGGUAAAGUUCAGGACAUUCCAGGAGAAGGGGAGGCUGGUAGUUCAGACUGUGAAAUGAAUGACAUGGAUGCUUCGGAAGAAGUGAUGGAGGUAGAUAGCGAAUGGAUAGAUGAAUGCAUUCAAGCUGGCGAACUGCCCCUCUUCUAGCGAGGAGAUUGUUUUCUGUUAUCGUGCCUGGUGAAACGGGCAUGGCUAUUGCAACUGUGCAGUCAAGACGUUAAUGUAUCACUGUAUACAAAUCGGUAUGCCACAUUGUACAAAGGAAGAUAUUGCAACAAUUUGUAGCACUUGAACAACUUGUAGCACUUGUGAACAAAAGCUUCGCUAUUGCACAUGCACUGUUGGAAAGGGUGUAAUUGCUGAGCUUGUAUGUAGAACUGAAUGUUGAUAAAAGCACUACAGAAGCUAUGUUCGCGCAUGGGUCACUGUCACCCUAUUCACAUGUGUAGAAAAUGGUCGAUUCCUUCAGCAUUGAAAUCUACACAAGGAAAUCUGUAGCAAUAUGUUCUUUCACUUCUACUACUCACUAUGAGAGAAGUGGUGGUUUAGUAUAUGCGGGCCAUGUGUACGUUUUGAGAUUUAAAAUGUGUUGCCAUUGUUUGCAACUUUAGCUUUUUUAGAUGUCCAAGCUAUUUUAGUUAAAUGAGCUGCUGAUCACGUCACACAAAUUAUGCAAAUGCACUUUUACAAUUUUUAGCUUCUUGCAUUCACCCUGUUUUUAAUUUAUGCACUUUAGCAUGAAAUGUACUCUUGCAGUGAUGAAGGAAAUCAUCCGUUGUUGUUGUUGUGCUUUUAGCUGUUUUUAUAUAAUUAUGAGAAUGAAGUCUAAUUUUAGUGAUAUCACUGUUUAUCGUUUUUCUGCUGCUAUGAUGAAUUUUGUGCUCUAAUAUACAAUUGCACUUUGUUACUUUGUGUAUUAUAAUUUGGUCUCUUUUUUUAACCUCAGUUUGUUAAGCACUGUGGAAGUGCUUUUUUGAAGUUGUGAUGAAGCAAAUAAUGUGACCUUAUGUUCUCAAUAAGUGGACCCAAUUUCUGGUCAAAACGAAUGCCCCCCGUGCCCCUACACUUUGUUUCCCAUCUGCCUGGCCACAACAAGAAGUUUACUGCAGCUUCAAACUUGUUAAGUAAGAACUUACAAAGCAGUUGAAAUGGAGCUGUUGAGAAUAAUAAAUCAUGGGGAAUGAUA
Messenger RNA from Rhipicephalus sanguineus (brown dog tick), 4058 nucleotides. RefSeq names its product DNA ligase 4 (gene DNAlig4). Gene Ontology annotation, molecular function: DNA binding; DNA ligase (ATP) activity; ATP binding. The record is from RefSeq and is a predicted model, not a curated record. Gene Ontology annotation, biological process: DNA recombination; DNA biosynthetic process; double-strand break repair via nonhomologous end joining. The coding region runs from base 341 to 3019 and encodes 892 amino acids. Lineage: Eukaryota; Metazoa; Arthropoda; Arachnida; Ixodida; Ixodidae. Gene Ontology annotation, cellular component: DNA-dependent protein kinase-DNA ligase 4 complex; DNA ligase IV complex. The transcript has 2 exons.